AUGGAUCCUCUGACGUCUCGCGAACUCACCUCAGUUCUUCGCUCUAUGGGAGUCGAUCUCCCGAGGCAUGUCACUUUCCCAAAAAGCACGCUCAAGAAACGUCUGCGCUUCGCGCUCAACGCCGCACAGUACCGCUUCCGCCUCCCGCCCUCGCUCGACCUGACGAAACCCGUCGAAUGGCCGAAACCGUCGUGGAACCUUGCCAUCUAUUCCCGCGUGGACUACUUCUACAUCCCUCCCGAGAACGGCGACCCUAUGCCUGUGUUCUCCCACAUCCCUAAGGAAGACCGCACCGAGCAAUCGCUCGUGCCCAUCGUCGAGCGUGGCCCGGCUGAAGAGUCCAAGCGGCUGUACGAAAGCAGCCUCGCCCGGAUGCCGCACUUCCAGCGCGAGCCCGUCGCGAGCCCGUUCUCCAACAUCCGCAUGGUCGUCACCGAGCUCGCGAAGAUGACGGACUGCGGGUCGUCCUGGCUCGUGCUCGACGCGAGCGACAAGCGCGGACACUUCAUCAACGUGCGGCGACGCCCGCCAGUGGGCGCUGGGCCGGUCGACCCGCACCGGCCGACCCCGGAGGUGAACCGGUUCGUGAUGCCGCUGCUCGCGGUGAAGGCGAGCCUCAAGCUGCUCCGCAUGAACGAAGGGCUCGUGCCGCCCGACUUCCCGGCGCAGCGCGGGCCCCUGGAGGACGGCUACGCGCUCUCCGUGCUCUUCCCGGUCGGGCCCUUGCAGGACGACUCGCGCUGGCGGCUCGAGGUGCUGCUGUUCUGCGAGGUGUGCCGGGGCACGGACGUGAAGGAGUGCACGCGGUGCUUCUCCGUGGCGUACUGCAGCACAGAGUGUCAACGUGCGCACUGGGCGACACAUCGCGACGGCUGCGUUCCUCGCGCUGGGGGGACGUGGUGCACCCUGCAGGCGGCCAACGACUACCUGUGGUCCAAGCCCGAGCUGUUCGGGCUCAAGCCCGACUACAUCGGCACGACGCAAAUCCACGAGCGGAGCCCGCAAAACGACCCAACGCUCACCGCUCAAGACGUUCUCGCCGCCCGUCAGACGGACCCGCUGCGCAACGUCUGGGGCGACAAGCCGUUCGUGGUGAAGAUCGCGCUCCCGGACGCCGCGGCGCGCCCGCCUCAGCAGGUGUUCGUGUCCGACCGCCGGAGCUCGUUCACCUUCUACUUCGCGUCCUCGAUGGACGCGCCGGCGUUCGCGACGCUCAUCUCCGAGAUGAGCGGGCCGCGUGGGGGGUUCGGGGGCAAGAGGAUGUAUCGAUGGGCGCGCAGGAUCGGAGACUGGACUUACAGCGUCUGCGUGGAUCGGAUGCCAGCGCCGGAGAUGAUCGGCUGUGGACGCGCCAUUGAGGCUGGUCAACGCCAUAAUUUUGUGCCCACGUGA
Epithele typhae is the source of this 1392-nucleotide messenger RNA. RefSeq lists its product as uncharacterized. The record is from RefSeq and is a predicted model, not a curated record. The coding region runs from base 1 to 1392 and encodes 463 amino acids. The transcript has 4 exons. Lineage: Eukaryota; Fungi; Basidiomycota; Agaricomycetes; Polyporales; Epitheliaceae.